AUGCAUAUCGAGAUCCCGGCUGUCGGUUCCAGAUUCUCAAGAGAGGCUUCGCCUGCGCUGAGUGGGCGCAGCGAAGCUCGAUCUCACUUGAGUUCGGCGGUGGAGGUGCUUCUCGAUGCCGUCGGGCAUGACAGUAAUGAUGGUGACAGAUCAGGCACAGUGGGACUGUUGAAUGGUGAGCCGAGUGCCCGAACGUCUCGCUCUCGUUUUCGGGACGUGUUGGGCAUCGGCGUCGUUCUGAUAGCUUUCUUCGUGGGCGUGUACUUCCUAUUCUGGAUGCGCAGAGUUCUUGUGCCGCUGACCUUCGCCCUUUUCCUGGCUUUCCUUUGUGAGCCUCUUCUAGCAUUCAUGGUCACCGCCCCAAGGUCUGCUGCCAGAAGGCUGCAGCGGUGUAAGCAAGGUCGCUCCAGGGACAGGAAGCCUCACGAUCACAAGGGAGUCCCGGUCGGUCGGGCGGAGGAAGAUGCAACAUCUUCUGAUCUUGAUAGCAUAGGAAGCGCCGCGAGCAUAACCGUCAGUGACUGUGAUGGCCAAGCGGCCAAGACGUGCUGUGCUUCGUGCGGAAAGUGGUUGCAGCAGAUUUGGAGUAUUUUCGCGGUCUUGAUCCUGGUGGUGACGCUUUUGACUGUGACGUUCUUGAUCUUUUAUGGGGUUGUCAGAGUUUUUGCCGAUUUCGACUGGAGUCAGUUCUCAGACUCUGCGAAGAUGCAUGACAUCCAGUUUCUUCUAGAAAAAGCAGGCAUUGUUGACGGCAAAAUGAACGUGAACUUUCAGAAGGUGGCAGCUGAGUUUAAAAGUUAUCUCCUAGAUACGGCCUCAACAUUCUUUCACUUCGUUGAAGGAUUCAUGCUCUGUGUCUUGAUGUUCAUCUUCUGCCUGAUUGGCAUGCUCCCUGAAAUCAACUCCGGGAGACGUCCAUCUCCAGUUAAGGAUCUGGUGCAGAGGUACUUGAUGGUCAAGUGCGUGUCCAGCCUUGUCAUCGCGGUGCUGGUCAUGUUUGCACUGUGGGCAAUGAAGGUGCCUCUUCUCGUCGUUUGGGGCCUUGUCACCUUCGUCACGAACUUCAUUCCGAACCUAGGUGCACUAAUUGCAAUUCUGGCGCCGAUUCCAUUUGUUUGGCUCAAGCCCGACGGCACGCUGCUGGACACAUUCGUCGUCAUCCUCGUUCAGUUCUUGGUGCACAAUAUCGCCGGCAAUAUCAUAGAGCCACACAUCAUGUCACAGGGUUUGGAGCUUCACCCCUUGACGAUUGUGGUGGCCCUCAUGUUUUGGAGCAGCAUCUGGGGAAUCGCAGGAGCUGUGCUCUCCGUUCCGAUUAGUUGUGUGCUUCGCCUGUGGCUCGGGGAACUGGAAGAUCAUCGAGCAAAGCGAUUGUACAGAUUGUUUGAUGAUCCACUGGGGUGA
Molecule: messenger RNA, 1404 nt
Organism: Symbiodinium natans
Lineage: Eukaryota; Dinophyceae; Suessiales; Symbiodiniaceae
Source: the annotation of a GenBank genome assembly